UUAAGUUCCCAACCUCCAUCCCUUCUCCAAAGCCUCUGUAGCCAUUUCAGAGAGAGAGAGAGAGAGAGAGAGAGAGAGUAAACAAGAUUCAAGAAAAACAAAUACAGAGAUUCCCUCUGUUACUGUCUUGAUGGAGAAGCACAGGUGCAAGCUCUGUUUGAAGAGUUUCGUAAAUGGCAGAGCUCUUGGAGGCCAUAUGAAGUCCCACAUAGUCGCAUCUCUGCCGACUCGGAGGAGACUCCGCGAGUCGCAUCACGAGUCGUCGGCGUCCUCCUCGUCUUCCUCUUUCGGUGACCCAGACGGUAAAUCUCCGAGCUAUAAGUUGCGAGAGAAUCCGAGAAAGAGCUUCCGGGUCGCGGAUCCCGCGGUUUCAUUCGCGAAUCUUGAUUCCAGACUGUCAUCCGUCGUCAACGCGGAAGAGAACGAACCCGAACCCGGAAACCCGGUUCAGAAACGAGUCCGGAAAUUGGGCGUUGAAACCAGGAGACGUAGGUCGAAGAAAACAGAGAAGAAGACGACGAUAAAGACGGGUCGAAACGCAGAGGAGCCGAAAAGGAAGAAAAAGAAAGAGGAGGACGUGGAGAAGGGUCAGAACUCGAACGAUUCGACGACCGAGUCGCCGGAGCCGGCGAGUUCUGUAUCCGACCCUUCGCCGGAGGAGGAUUUAGCCAUGUGCUUGAUAAUGCUGUCGAGAGAUGCAAGAAAGCUCGACGCGAAACUGAAAAAACUCGCUUUUGAUAAACCAGAGGAGACAGAAGAAGGGAAGAAGCCGGGAAAAAGACGGAGCUCGAAGCUCCGCCGCUGUCUGCUAGAUCUGAACAUGCCUCCGCCGGCGGAAGACGACGAAGCUUGCAGCGUAGUGUCAGCCAUGUUGUCGGAAGAACAGUUGCUUUGAGUGGUUAGAUGCUAUCAUGCUAAUCAGAUGGAACUGAAAAAGAGAAUUCUUUUAUUAGAUGUUGGAUUUUGCUUCAUAUCUCUAACACCGUUGUUUGAUCCAAGACCGAAAAAAAAAACCCAGGAACGAGAUCUGUUUGUGGUUUGAUGACCGGUGAAAUCCGAUGCUCUGUUCUAUUAUUAGUUUGUGGUGUUUUUAUUGCAAAGAUGCCUUCUUUUAAGACGCGAGUGAUAAUAAAUUGUCCAUCUUUUGGAUCUAGA
This is a messenger RNA of Tarenaya hassleriana, 1155 nucleotides long. Its product is annotated as zinc finger protein ZAT4-like. NCBI's taxonomy places the organism in Eukaryota, Viridiplantae, Streptophyta, Magnoliopsida, Brassicales, Cleomaceae. The record is from RefSeq and is a predicted model, not a curated record. The transcript has a single exon. The coding region runs from base 131 to 895 and encodes 254 amino acids. Gene Ontology annotation, biological process: regulation of DNA-templated transcription.